AUGCCGACAUGUACAACUCCGUUGAGGGAUGACUUGUGCGCGUUUUGUCGCCAUCCUUCUCUGAACGAGUCGAACGACGACGACGACAAAAAGAAGAAGGAACGAAUAAAGAACGACUUUAAUACCGUCUGUCCGGCGUGUUUGAACUGCUUCUCGUUCUUCGCUUGUCGUUCCUCAGCGCCGUCAAAAACAGCAUCGGAAGAAGAAGAAGAAGAAGAAGACAACAACAACGAAGAAGAAGAAGACAAAGACAAAGCGGUGGUAGUCAGCGACGCGCGCGAACUCGCGAAACACCUCGCGUGCAAAUCUAAAAAGAAUACUACUAAACGCAGAAAAAGAGUCGUUCAAAACGGAGAACGCGUGUGCGUCGACUUUGCGUUUCCUCCCUCCGUGGCGUUUCGACAGGCUCUCGCGAAAGAGAUUUUACUGAGAGAAGGCAAAGAAGGCAAAGAAGGAGAAGAUGUCAUCGAUUCAGACGAGGAGAAGGAGAGCGUCAAUAUGGCGAGAAUACAACAACAACAACAACAACAACAACAAAUGCGCGUACUCGAGGGCGACUUUGACGCGAUGGCGCGAGAGGCGCGAGAGGCGGCGAUGUUGAUGGUGCGAGCGCACAGCGGGUGCGAGCGAGUCGAACACGUGAGGGAUAAAGCGAAAGCGACGGUGAUGGUGUACGUCGAGUACGAAGGCGUACCGUCGGCGGCGAGUUUUGCUACCGAUAAGAAGAGCGACUUUAACAACGAGGACGGUGAAAGAGAUGAUGGGACGAUUCAGACGACGAAUGUCUCUCUGGAAGAUGAUUUCAAAGCGAUGCGACAUUUCAACGUGAAACGACCAAACGAUCGACAGAAAAACUGGAAAAAACGGAAACGACGGGAAGGGAGAAAACCGGAGUGGGAACUCGUCCUGUCGCAACCGGAACCAAAAUACUUGGCAGCGUUUGAGGACAGUCGGUUGGAGUAUUCGAGAGUACGUAAAGAGACGUCGACGGAUGGUUUUUUGCGAGCGAUUAAAAACGCGACGACGGAGACGUUGAUGAGCGCGUUGUACAAUAACACGUAUAAAGCGGUACGUAUGAAACAAGAUGAGGAAAAGAAAGAAAAUCCAAUCGCCGCGCGCGUUCGCGUUUGGGCCUCACCCGUCUACGUUGCCGGAAGAUACGCGAAAUUCGCGAGAGACGUGCCUCAGUCGCCGUGGUCCAAUUGUCCAGUCAAAUGGGCGCGAGCGACGGAAAGCGUUCAAGACGCGUUGGAGGAUGCCAUCGUAAAAUCCGCACACGCGGACGGGGCAAAGUUCAACUCCUCCGGGAGAGAAGAUUUGGACGUUCGCAUGCUCGGCGAUGGCAGACCGUUUGUCCUCGAAGUGCACAAUCCGAAAGCGAGCGUCUCCGAACUUCGAGAAAAUCUCGUGCGCGCUGAAACGCUCAUGAACCAAUCGAGUUUCCUAAAAACUGACGUCAAAGCUUUCAAUUUACGCGUCGUUCCAAAAGAAACCUACAAAAACGUUGGUUUACGAUUAGACUCGAACGAAAAAGAAAAGAGUUACUCGUGCGUGUGCAUUUGCGAUCCGCCGGUGCCAAUGGAUUCGACGAUUUGCGACGUCGUGAGCGCCAUGAAAGACGUAGAGUUGAAACAACAAACUCCCAUUCGCGUAUCGCACAGACGAUCGGAUCUCGUCCGUCCAAGAACGUUGCGUGAAAUUAAAGUCACCGUAGUCCCUGGAACGAGGGGUCGUUGCGUGUAUGUCGAUCUUCGCGCGGAAGCUGGGACGUACAUCAAAGAGUUUUGCCACGGCGAUAAAGGCCGAACCAACCCGAGUUUAGGCGAUUUACUCGGGAACGGGACCAAGUGCGAUAUCAUUCAAUUAGACGUGACGAAAGUCGACGCCGUUGGGUUUGAUGAUUAG
This is a messenger RNA of Bathycoccus prasinos, 1905 nucleotides long. RefSeq lists its product with no specific name. Gene Ontology annotation, biological process: tRNA pseudouridine synthesis. The coding region runs from base 1 to 1905 and encodes 634 amino acids. The transcript has a single exon. The record is from RefSeq and is a predicted model, not a curated record. Lineage: Eukaryota; Viridiplantae; Chlorophyta; Mamiellophyceae; Mamiellales; Bathycoccaceae. Gene Ontology annotation, molecular function: pseudouridine synthase activity; RNA binding.